Molecule: messenger RNA, 914 nt
Organism: Orussus abietinus
Lineage: Eukaryota; Metazoa; Arthropoda; Insecta; Hymenoptera; Orussidae
Gene: Vps29
Product: vacuolar protein sorting-associated protein 29
Exons: 4
Coding region: 153-701 (182 amino acids)
Biological process (GO): intracellular protein transport; retrograde transport, endosome to Golgi
Cellular component (GO): endosome; retromer complex
Source: RefSeq, a predicted model, not a curated record
UGAAACACCCAAUGGCGUCCGAUUGCAUUGCCUGCAUCCACCUGCUAUUCGUAAAAUGUCAGGUCGAUUUCAAAGUCACAUAAGUUUACUUCCGUGAUUUAAUUGAUAUUUGAUAAACUCUGAUCUGUAGCGGAAGUAAUAAUAAUAUAAUCAUGCUCGUGCUAGUAUUAGGUGAUCUUCACAUUCCGCAUAGAUGCAGCAGCUUGCCGAGCAAAUUUAAAAAACUUCUGGUGCCGGGCAAGAUACAACAUAUUUUGUGUACAGGAAAUUUGUGUACGAAGGAAUCGUACGAUUAUUUGAAAACGUUGGCCAGUGAUGUACAUGUCGUCAGGGGGGAUUUUGAUGAGAAUUUGAAUUAUCCUGAACAAAAAGUGGUAACGGUAGGCCAAUUCAGAAUCGGUUUAUCUCAUGGUCACCAAGUAGUUCCAUGGGGAGAUCCAGAAUCGCUGGCGUUAAUUCAAAGGCAGUUAGACGUCGAUAUUCUAAUAUCAGGCCAUACCCAUAAAUUUGAAGCAUACGAGCACGAAAACAAGUUUUACAUCAAUCCUGGAUCUGCCACCGGUGCUUAUAGUCCUCUCGAUACUUCGGUCAUUCCGUCGUUUGUACUAAUGAACAUACAGAGUCCCACAGUUGUUACAUAUGUAUACCAACUUGUUGGAGACGAGGUUAAGGUCCAGCAGAUCGACUACAAGAAGAGCUAAGAUCUCCCUAAAGGAUUACAGAAAUCGACCGUUAUUUUUUUUUGACAUGUCUUCUGAAAUCAAGUCCCCUGAUCCGAGGGAUAACGAAAACCUUCUCGGACGAAUGUCUGCAGGAUUUGAAAUUCUGCAGUUUAUCACACAUAACACUUUAAAUCGUAUACAAAGAUCAAGCGUGUAAUGUCUUUAUUGUAAAUAAAAUGAAUUAUUUGAAGA